Puccinia graminis f. sp. tritici CRL 75-36-700-3 is the source of this 945-nucleotide messenger RNA. RefSeq lists its product as uncharacterized. Bases 1 to 945 code for a protein of 314 amino acids. The transcript has a single exon. The record is from RefSeq and is a predicted model, not a curated record. NCBI's taxonomy places the organism in Eukaryota, Fungi, Basidiomycota, Pucciniomycetes, Pucciniales, Pucciniaceae.
AUGGCCCCAGCAGUUCCUCUCGACCCACUCCUUCAAGACACCGGAAGCGAGCAAGCCCAUAUCGAACCAAGCCAACAAACCAGCGAGGUCACUGAAAGCCAACGAGGAGACGAGCUGGGAACCAAGAGGUCGUCCAGCUAUACGGAAGCCGAGGAUGUCCAGCUUUGUCGUUCCUGGAUCGUUAUAUCGGAGGAUCCUCUGAUUGGUACUAAUCAAGAUGGCGCGACGUUUUGGAAACGGGUCCACCUGUCUUUCUCAAAAGAACUUCCGGAAGCGCGUCGAACCCCUGGCAGUUUGAAAGCUCAUUGGGGAGCAUUGCAGAAGGUCAUCAGCAAGUUCCGAGGCUUCGUUAACCAGGUCGAACAACACGAAGAGAGUGGUGCUUCAGCCGAAGAUUGCCUUAACCGGGCUCUUGAACUCUUCUCCAAAGACCAGGGCUCCUCAUUCAAACACCUUCGAUGUUUCAACAUUCUCGUUAAAGUCCCAAAAUGGAGCACCUACACAGACGAAAACAGCAAAAAAAACCGAUCAUCGACUCAAAAGAAGCGAGCUAGAAGCCCGAGUAGCGAUGCCCCCGCCUCAUCGGUUUUGAAUCCCGAUGAUGUUACGGAUGCUGAAGACAACUCAACGGACACUUCCUCGCUUCCACGUCCGAUUGGCAACAAGAAGGCAAAGUUUCUUCAUCAACUCGCAAGUAAGGAAGAGGCUUGGAAGGAGAUGAUUGCUCGCGCUCAUGAGUCGGUCGCAAACGAGACGAAACGACAGAAUGAUAUUUUCGAUUUGGAAGCAAAGACCUUAGACCGGAUGGCUCAGACCGGAGAACACAACGCUCAGGUAUCAAUUAUGGACAAGGAUUUAUCCAACCUCGAUGAUGAUUCAAAAGAAUAUUUUAGAUUAAAAAAAAAACAAAUAUUAAGUGAUCUUCGACGCAACUCCUCCACUUAG